Aegilops tauschii subsp. strangulata is the source of this 664-nucleotide messenger RNA. The record is from RefSeq and is a predicted model, not a curated record. NCBI's taxonomy places the organism in Eukaryota, Viridiplantae, Streptophyta, Magnoliopsida, Poales, Poaceae.
GUUGAUAGUAACAGAUACAUGUAUGCAGAUCUCACAGGAAUGGAUGAAGACCAGAAGAGAUAAACUGAAGAAAGAUGUUCUCUUAUUGUUUAAGACUUGCACCAACAAUUUAGAUAGAAUGACACUGGUGGAUGUAGUCCAACGCCUAGGAAUAGAACACCUGUUUGAAGAACAGACGGCUACUGCACUAACUGACAUCCAUCGAAGUGAAUUCAACAGCUCUAAUCUCCAUGAUGUAUCUCUUCGGUUCCGCCUUCUUCGGGAACAUGGACUUUGGGUAUCUCCAGAUGUGUUCAAAACUUUCAAAGGAGAAGAUGGCACGUUUAACCAUGAUAUAACAAAAGAUCCAAAGGGACUCUUAUGUUUCUACAAUGCAGCAUACGUGUUAACCCAUGGCGAGCCAUUACUCGAAGAGGCCAUCUCUUUCACGAAAUAUCAUCUGGAAUCUUUGGCACCAAGCCUCGUCUCCCCUUUAGCUGAGCAGGUCAAGCGUGCCUUGCAUGUACCCUUGCCAAGGACCUACAGGAGGUUGGAGGCACUGCAAUACAUGCCAGAAUACGAAAAAGAAGUAGGGUACAAUCCAACUCUUCUAGAGCUUGCAAAGCUGGAAUUUAACCUCCUCCAGAGUGUCCACUUGAAGGAGCUCAAAGCUAUCUCAGAGUAU